CUACGCAAGCGGAAGUGCAAUGUCGUGUUCAAUGUAAUGUUACGGACGGUUUCUGUGUAUGUAAAUCGAAUUUACAGUAUAAUUGACAGCUCUUUUGCACCUCGCUUUUUCUCCUCGCAAUUUGGACGCUCGUCUUCUGACUGGUAGUCAUUAUUAUUGCUUGUCAAUGAGCCAGCCGCUUAUCUCAAUGGAAGCGGACGCCUCGGCCUCCGAAGACCCAGGGAGGAAGCGUAGGGUCCACGGUAUGUUGAAGCUCUACUACGGGCUCAAUGAAGAAGGAAAGGCGGAUGAGAAGCCACAGUCCCUGGAUCCCUGUGACAUCAACGGGCCGCACUUUGACCCAGAGCACUACCUAAACAAGCUUCGACGAGAAUGCUCUCUUUCCGAGUUGAUGGACCAUGAGACCUGCAUGGUCAAGCAGAUCCGUUCUUUGGAUAGUGACAUGCAGACGCUAGUAUAUGAAAACUACAAUAAAUUCAUAUCAGCUACAGAUACCAUCAGAAAGAUGAAGAAUGAUUUCAAAAAGAUGGAGGACGAAAUGGACUGUCUGUCUGCAAACAUGGCGGCGAUCACUGAUUUUAGUGCUCGCAUCAGUGGUACCCUUGAAGACCAGCAUGCUCAGAUUACAAAACUCUCAGGGGUCCACACUUUGUUAAGAAAGUUGCAGUUUCUAUUUGAACUGCCCGCCAGGUUAAACAAAUGCUUGGAGCUGCAAGCUUACGCUCAAGCAGUGAGCUCCCACCGGCGUGCUCGUUGUGUGCUGCAGCAAUACAGCCACAUGCCUUCCUUCAAGGGCAUUCAGGAUGACUGUCAUGCCAUCAUGGACAAGUUGGCGCAGGAGCUUCGGCAGAAGUUCAGGGACGGUGGCUCGAGUGCUAAAGACUUAUCAGAGUGUGUGGAGCUCCUGUUGCAGUUGGAUGAGCCAGCAGAAGAGCUGUGUGAAAAGUUCCUGAGCCACGCCGGUUCUCGCCUGGAGUCGGACCUGCAGGGCCUGGAAGCUGAGAUUAAGCCCAGCCCGCCUGCAUCAGCAGCAAAAACUGCUUUGGCACGCAAGCCUUCACCUGGCGCCACCGCCGGGUCGCCCAAAACAAGCGCUCUUCGUUCUCCCUCCUCCAACACCGACAUCCUGGAGUUCAUCGACAGAGGCUGCAAUGAGUUUGUCAGCAGCUUGUGUUUGGUCAUUACAUCAUAUCAAGAACUUUUCAUCAACCACGCUCAGACGGGCGAGCUAGCAUCCAAGAAUAUUCCUCAGAUGGCAAAGAGUAAGCUGCACGCCUUUGUGGAUAAGCUGGCCACUCGCUAUUUCUCGCUUGUGGAGCGAAGGAUCCAAGAGGAAAAGGGGGUGGCGGAUAACUCCCUCUUGGUCCAUGCCCUCGACCGAUUCCAUCGCAGACUCCAAGCUGUGGCCAAGCUGCUGCCGGGCUCCUCGGUGCCCAACCAAGGCACCGAGAUUGUGAUCCGCGCAGCGACCGAGCGAGUCAAGCAGUACCUGGCUGCGCUCCAGAACUUCUACAUGGACAGCUUGACGGACGUGAGGCAGGCCCUGGCGACGCCUCGCCUCUCGCUGGCCGCUCCGGGGGCCGGCUCUCAUCUCGGCGGCCCGGCUUCUGGCAGAGAUGGCGCAAGCAGCCUCCCGGACCUGCUGUCCUCCCUGUCAGCUUCCAUCUUAAAUCAGAUCAAGUCUGUGUUGGCGUCUGUGCAUCUGUUCACAGCCAAGAACAUCACGUUCUCCAACAAGCCGUACUUUAAGGGGGAAUUUUGCUACCAAGGCGUCCGCGAGAGCCUGAUUGUGAGUUUCAUCAAGUUUGUAUGCCAGUCCUCUCGUCAGUUUUGCGAGAGCGCAGGAGACAAAGGAGGCUCCACCCCGCCAGCCCUCCUGUUGCUCCUUUCCCGACUCUGCUUAGACUACGAAACCUCCACAAUCUCUUACAUCCUCACUCUUACUGAUGAACAAUUCCUGGCGCAGCACCACAGUCCGGUAACGGCAGUCACUGCUCUAUGCGCGGAAGCCAGGGAGGCAGCACAGAAACUACUCAACCAUUACGUGAAGGUCCAAGGCCUUAUUAUUUCCCAGAUGCUUCGAAAGAGCGUUGAAACACGAGACUGGGUCAACACGAUCGAACCCCGAAAUGUGCGUGCGGUGAUGAAGAGAGUUGUCGAGGACACCACCUCCAUUGACGUGCAGGUGGGGCUUCUGUAUGAGGAAGGUGUGAGGAAAGCGCACAGUAGUGACUCCAGCAAAAGGACGUUCUCGGUCUACAGCAGCUCAAGGCAGCAAACUCGCUAUGCCGCAAGCUACACACCAAGCGCUCCCAUGGACACCAAUCUGUUGAGCAACAUACACAAGCUGUUUUCUGAGCGCAUUGACAUCUUCAGCUCAGUGGAGUUUAAUAAGGUCUCAGUCAUGACGGGAAUCAUCAAAAUCAGCUUAAAGACAUUCCUGGAGUGCGUCCGGUUGCGUACUUUCGGACGCUACGGGCUGCAGCAAAUCCAGGUCGACUGUCACUACCUGCAGAUGUACUUGUGGCGUUUUGUGUCUGACGAAAACCUCGUACAUUUCCUGCUGGAUGAGAUAGUCGGAAGCUCUGCCCACCGCUGCCUGGAUCCUGCUCCGAUGGAGCAGAGCGUCAUUGAAGUUAUCUGUGAACGAGGUUAAAAGCUUAAAGCUUAACUUAACCACAGCAUUAACACCACUACUGGAUAUUAUCAAACACUGGAAUUUUACUGUUUUGUUGAGUGUUCUGCUAAAUGUUGCUUGUAGCAUGAAAACAUUCAUUAGGCAUUCAUAGCAUAUCAGUGUGUUCAUACAGUAAAAAAGUCUUGAUUAGACAAAUGUACAUAAUAAAAAUAUGAAUAAAAUGAUUAUCCCCUCAA
Messenger RNA from Syngnathus acus (greater pipefish), 2874 nucleotides. RefSeq names its product VPS51 subunit of GARP complex (gene vps51). The record is from RefSeq and is a predicted model, not a curated record. The transcript is spliced from 11 exons. NCBI's taxonomy places the organism in Eukaryota, Metazoa, Chordata, Actinopteri, Syngnathiformes, Syngnathidae. Gene Ontology annotation, biological process: retrograde transport, endosome to Golgi; endocytic recycling; Golgi vesicle transport. Gene Ontology annotation, cellular component: GARP complex; membrane; EARP complex. Bases 167 to 2656 code for a protein of 829 amino acids.